AUGGCCAUGAAGAUUACAACAGUGGUACAGUUUGUGUUGGUGCUCAUAGCUUGCAGUGGAUAUGCUGUCACCUGCAGCUCCACUAGUGUAAACGAAACAGAUCGGCUGUCACUGCUUGAUUUCAAGAAGGCAAUCAUUCUUGACCCACAGCAAGCCCUGAUAUCCUGGAAUGAGAGCACACACCAUUGCCGAUGGAAAGGUGUCAUGUGCACAGCAAAGACUCCAUUCCGUGUCAUUUCUCUUCAUCUUGCAAAUCUAGGUUUGCUAGGACAAAUCUCUCCUUCACUCGGAAACUUAACAUAUCUAAGUAAUCUGACACUAUUGGACAAUAGAUUUACAGGAAAUAUACCUCCAUCCCUAGGCCACUUGCCUCACUUGCAAACCCUUUACUUGAGCAAUAACACACUACAGGGAAUUAUACCAGAUUUUGUGAACUGCUCCAGUCUUAAGGUUUUAUGGUUGAACGGCAACAAUCUAGUUGGACAGUUUCCAGGCUUGCCUCCUCAACUUCAGCAGCUCCAUCUUGCACUUAAUUAUCUUACAGGAACUCUCCCUUCUUCUCUUCCCAAUAUCACAACGCUACUAAGGUUUAGUUGUGUGUAUAAUAAUAUCGAGGGAAACAUCCCCAAAGAGUUUGGAAGGUUCCCUAGCCUACGGACUCUGCUGGUGAGUGAAAAUCAUUUGACAGGUAGGUUUCCACUAGCCAUCCUGAAUCUUUCUACUCUUGUUUCCUUAGGACUUGGUGAGAAUCCUUUAAGUGGUGAGGUGCCUUCUAAUCUGGGUAGCUCUCUAUGCAAUCUCCAGAUGCUUUUGUUGGACGGAAACUUCUUUCGAGGGCAUAUCCCAACUUCGUUGAGUAAUGCAUCAAAUCUUAGAAUCAUUGACAUAUCAGCUAAUAAUUUUACAGGAGUGGUGCCUAGUUCCAUCGGCAAACUUACUAAACUUUCUGAAUUAAAUCUUGAGUUCAAUAUACUCCAAGCUCGUGACAAGCAAGACUGGGAGUUUUUUAACAACUUAGCCAACUGCACUAUGCUACAAACAUUCUCGGUUGCUUAUAAUCAGCUAGAAGGUCAGGUACCAACUUCAUUAGGCAACCUAUCGGAUCAGCUUCAGAAUCUAUAUUUGGGAAACAAUCAUUUGGUCGGUGAAUUUCCUUCGGGCCUAGCAAACUUUCCCAAUCUGAUUAGUUUAGAAUUGGAAAAUAACCAAUUUACAGGUGUAGUUCCAGAAUGGUUCGGGACUCUGAAAAAUUUGCAAGGAAUAUACUUUAGCAAAAAUAUGCUUAGAGGGCCUAUUCCAUCAUCUCUUUCAAAUAUGUCUCAAUUGGCCGUGCUCCUUCUAGAGUCUAACAGGUUUGAAGGACAAAUACCUUCAGGUUUUCAAAACCUUCAAGUGCUUGAAACAUUGAGCAUUUCAAACAAUCUUCUUGAUGGUAUAAUACCAGCGGAGAUCUUCAGAAUUCCAACAAUUCAGCAAGUCAAUUUGUCUUUCAACAACCUAGAUGGACAAGUUCCAACAGAAGUAGGUAAUGCCAAGCAACUGAUUUAUCUGCAACUUUCAUCCAAUAAGCUAUCUGGAGAUAUCCCUAAAACCUUGGGUUAUUGUGAAAGUUUGGAGGAUAUCAAGCUAGACUGCAAUCUUUUCAGUGGAAGGAUCCCCACUUCAUUAAGCAAUAUAGCAAGCCUAAAAGUUCUCAAUUUGUCUCACAACAACUUGACCGGAUCAAUACCAUUGCCUCUUAGCAACCUGCAAAUGUUUGAACAAUUGGAUUUGUCAUUCAACCAUCUCACGGGCGAGGUCCCAACCAAAGGAAUAUUUAAGAAUGCAACUGCUGUGCGAAUUGAUGGAAAUCGAGGGCUUUGUGGUGGCCCAUUAGAGUUGCACCUACUCGCAUGUUCUAUCAUGCCAUUGAGUUCAUCUAAGGACAAGAAAUAUCUUGUGCUGAAAGCAACUAUCCCAGUGGUCAGUGUGUUAUCACUUGCUAUGAUCAUAUAUGGUCUAUUCCUUUUUAGGCAGAAGCAAAACAAAGCAUCUAUCUCUGUGCCCUCAUUUGGAAGGAAAUUUCCGAAAGUCUCUUACAAUGAUAUUUCCAUGGCAACAGAGGGGUUCUCUACAUCCAAUUUAAUUGGAAAAGGAAGAUAUUCUUCGGUAUAUCAGGGGAAACUAUUCCAAGAAAGAGUUGUGGUUGCUAUCAAAGUUUUUAGCCUGGAGACAGAGGGAGCACAUAAGAGCUUUGUUCAAGAAUGUACUGCUCUGAGAAAUGUGCGGCAUCGCAAUCUAGUACCCAUCUUGACUGCGUGCUCAAGUAUUGAUUAUAAAGGAAAUGAUUUCAAAGCCUUGGUUUUCGAGUUCAUGCCACGAGGUGACCUACAUGCAUUACUGUACAUGCAAGAUGAUUCAAACACUUCAACUCUGAGCCACAUUACUUUAGCUCAAAGGUUAAGCAUUGUGGUGGAUGUUGCAGAUGCAUUGGAAUACCUCCACCAUAACAACCAAGGAACUAUUGUUCAUUGCGAUCUGAAGCCUAGCAACAUUCUCUUGGAUGCUAACAUGACGGCACAUAUUGGAGACUUUGGUCUUGCAAGGUCCAAAGUUGAUUCUACAGCAUCAUCGUUAGGUGAUUCAAUCUCAGCAUCUUCAGUUGCUAUAAGGGGAACAAUAGGAUAUGUUGCACCAGAAUGUGCUGACGGUGGUCAAGAUUCAUGUGCUGGGGAUGUUUAUAGUUUUGGGAUUGUUCUACUAGAAAUAUUUUUUCGGAAGAGGCCAACUGAUGAUAUGUUCAAUGAUGGACAAAACAUUGUGAAUUUCGUUGAAACAAACUUUCCUGACAAGAUACUACAGAUUGUAGAUCCAGAGUUACUAGAAGAGCAGCAUGAUUUCUCACGAGAAACUUCAGUGUCCAUGAAGGAGAAAAGCUUGGAGUGUUUAAUUUCAGUUAUAAACAUUGGACUUGACUGCACUAAGAAAUCCCCAAAUCAGCGCAUGGGCAUGCAGGAUGUAGCUGCAAACCUGCACAGAAUCAAGGAUGCAUAUCUAAAGGGAAACAUAGAUCCAUCUGGUCAUUAG
Miscanthus lutarioriparius is the source of this 3066-nucleotide messenger RNA. NCBI's taxonomy places the organism in Eukaryota, Viridiplantae, Streptophyta, Magnoliopsida, Poales, Poaceae. The record is from the annotation of a GenBank genome assembly.